AUGAGUCUGUCCUCUCUUUCGAGCGCUCCAAUCAUUUUGGACGCAUGCAAAAAGCUAAAACAUUUACUGCAUUCAAGUUUCGGACCCAUGUCAUUCCAUAAAUUAAUUGUAAAGUAUCAUCAACACAUCCAUCCAGAAAUGAUUUACACCAAUGAUGGAGCAACACUUGUACGAUCACUACCAAUUGUAAAUCCAAUUGGAAAAAUUUUGUGUGAUUUAUCGAAAACUCAAGAGGAACGAGCUGGAGAUGGAACAACAGGCGUCAUUUUAUUAUGUUGUGAGCUUGUAUUGAGAAGUAUUGAAGAUUUGCAUUUAAAACAAUUAUUACCAUUGGAUGUUAUUUGCAAUUAUUUAUUUAUUUUAAAGAACAUUUGUGUGAAAUCAUUUGAAAGAAUGAGAUUAUUAGAAAGCGAAAAGAUUUCUCGUUUGAUUUAUUCGGAUAAGGAUUCCAUCUUUCACAUGGCUAAAAAUUCACUACAGUCCAAAGACAUUCGAUAUAUGGUAAAUCACUUUUCAACUCUUCUUAUCGAUUGCUUUGCUCAUGGAGAAAAGGUACCAAAACAAAGAAAAUUUCAUUGUAUCGAAGGAGGACAAUUGAGUGAUAGUUUUGGUUUUAGAGGAUUAUUUUGUAACGUGACAAGUUCAUCCUUUUCUUCAAAAUUUUAUCAUUCUCAAAAUCUUCAAUCAAGGUUUCAUAAGUGCAACAAAAUUUUAUUACUCAGCAGAAAAAAUCAAAACGUGAACAAUUUUGAAAGAACAUUAUGGAAAUCUAUUUUUCAAAUUGGAUCCACGUCUGAUAGUGGUAUCAUAAUAUUAAUGGAAGGAACAUUUCCUCAUCUCCACAUCUCCUAUCAUAAUAACUCUUCUGUAUUUAUUUUUGAUAACAUGAAUCCUAAAUUGUUGAAUCAAAUAAGUCUAUGCAUUGAUUUUCCAGUUCUAAAAGUGGGUUCAGUGUCUCAAAUUAGUGGUGAAGAAUUGUUUGCCAUUCCAACCACUCCAAUCAGCGAGGAGUGUCCAAGUAUUCAAUGCAUUUCUCAAGAACUGUUCAUUUGUAUUCCAAAUACAUGCCAAGACAUGUUUCACUUUGUUUUGAGAGGACCAUCCAAAACCAUUGUAAAGGAAACCAAACGAUCACUCAAAGACGCCUAUGAAGUGAUUAAGAAUCAUUUCUCAUUAUUGGAUAAAGCUGUGUGGAGUGACCAUAUGCCAUCUCCUCAUCAACACUUUUUAUGUGGUGGUGGAUGCCAUAUCGAAUUUCAGUUAUGGUCAGACAUCACUGGACAAGAGAGUUCUCAACUUCCUGCGAGUGUUUCAGAGGUGUUUAGUGAUUGCAUUCUGAGCCUUCCCCGAAUGAUCCUUCAAUCCUCAUCCUUCGAAUCGUCUCGAGAGAAUGAUCUAUUACGACUCAAAAGAGAAUAUUCAAAACAUCAGUGCGAGAAGAACACUGAUGACCAUAAGGAAGAAGGCUGUUUUUUCGGAAUUGAUUUAUUUGCCAAUAUGAGCGGCUCUCAUGAGAGUGUUAUUGUUGAGAAUGUGCUUGAACGUUUCCUUCUUGAGGACUCUCGUGUCAAACAACAUAUGGUAGAAUUGGCAUGCGAAACAGCAAUCACUCUUCUUCGGAUUAGUUCUGUUGAAGUUUGA
Messenger RNA from Naegleria fowleri, 1641 nucleotides. RefSeq lists its product as uncharacterized. The record is from RefSeq and is a predicted model, not a curated record. Bases 1 to 1641 code for a protein of 546 amino acids. The transcript has a single exon. Gene Ontology annotation, molecular function: ATP-dependent protein folding chaperone; ATP binding; ATP hydrolysis activity. Lineage: Eukaryota; Heterolobosea; Eutetramitea; Acrasida; Naegleriidae. Gene Ontology annotation, biological process: protein folding.